Messenger RNA from Camelina sativa (false flax), 2195 nucleotides. RefSeq lists its product as uncharacterized. Gene Ontology annotation, cellular component: membrane; endomembrane system. Lineage: Eukaryota; Viridiplantae; Streptophyta; Magnoliopsida; Brassicales; Brassicaceae. The record is from RefSeq and is a predicted model, not a curated record.
CGUAUUGGAAGAGCAUCGUCACGACUCCAUCCACCAUACCAGUAUUUGUUUAAUCUUUCUUCUAUCUCUUUCUCAGAUUUUUUUAUAUACAAAAAUUAAAUAAGGGAAUCCCAUAAAUAUCUCUGCUUUACACAAAUCUUCUUUAGGCGAAUUCACAUCUCAAGCUCUGCUUUGGAUCCGCCGUAACUAAAAAACAAACCAAAUCCUUCUUCUCCAAAUCGUGAAACAUGGCCCCGCCGGCAGGACAAACGGCGGCGGUGGCUGAAGUGGCUGGCGCCGACGGUCCUCAGCCUCAACAGCAGCAGCGUGGAUUUGGUUCCACGAUUUCCGGAAUCGUUAGAAUCGCCGUCUUCUGGUAUUUUGCUUCCAAGUUCUUUUCACCUAAACAGAAACCUGUUGAUCCUUCUGCUCCAUCUCAGCUCAUGACCAAUCUCUUCCACAAAGGCGAAUCAUUGGAUAUGUGGUUUUAUAUGUCAGAGCAUGAGAAGUUCAAUGACUUUGGCAAUGAUAAAGCUCUGUAUUGGCAUGAGACGAAUAUACCUUAUGCUGUAUGGACACCAGAGAGUAUUAGGACCAAGUCACUGACGUAUUCUCCAUCUGAGACGCUACAGAAUAAUGGAAGUCUGUAUGCUCAUGUCUUCUUUGCUCGAUCUGGAUUUCCCAUUGACCCCACUGAUCCUGAGUACCAACCACUUAAUAGUUUUAACAGGACUCAUGCUGUGGCGACUUACUUUCCAAAGCAAAAGAAAAAUAAGAAGAAGAGUCUCUUGGGCAGUCCCAAAGACGAUGAUGAAUCCGAACCAGAAGUUGAGAAUGUUGGUGAUAAGAAAUCGGAUCUCAAGGUAGAGGUCCCUGUGGAAUGGGUUUCCCUCUGGAAACCGAAUGUCACAAUUAACCUGGUCGAUGAUUUUACUCGCUAUUCACAGAAUGGUGUACCACCAAACAUUGCUCCUCACCUACUGGUAGAACCUACUACAGGAAAUUACUAUCCUACAGUUUACUUCAAUGAGUUUUGGCUGCUAAGGGACAAGUUCAUUCCAGUCAAUGCAACAGUCUCAGAACUACCACUUAAUCUGGAAAUAAGCCCCAUAAGCAUGAUGAAGUGGCAACUGUUUCAGCAAGUUGAUCAGUCUUUCCAGAUGCAGCGUAGCUAUGGAAGCAUGCUUGACGGUGAAUCUGACGAACUAAAGAGGGUGUUUUUGGAAGGAAACCCCUAUCUUUUGGGUAUCACGAUGUUUGUUUCGAUGCUUCAUUCAGUGUUCGACUUCCUGGCAUUCAAAAAUGAUAUCCAAUUUUGGAAUAAAAACAAAUCGAUGGAAGGAUUGUCUGCAAAGUCUGUUGUACUGAACUUUAUCUGUCAGUUUGUCAUCUUCCUCUACCUGCUUGACAACGACACCUCAUGGAUGAUACUGGCUAGUUCUGGAGUUGGUGUCUGCAUUGAAUUCUGGAAAAUAGGGAAAGCCAUGCGCAUAGAGGUUGAUCGUAGUGGAAUGAUUCCAAGGUUGAGGUUCCACGAUCGUGAAUCCUAUUCAAGCAAUAAAACCAAGGAGUAUGAUGACAUUGCCAUCAAAUUCUUAUCCUAUGUGCUCCUCCUCCUUGUCAUUGGCUUAUCCAUAUAUUCUCUCGCUUAUGAACGCCACAAGAGCUGGUAUUCUUGGAUCCUGUCUUCACUAACAAGCUGUGUCUACAUGUUCGGAUUCAUCAUGAUGUGUCCUCAGCUAUUCAUCAACUAUAAGCUAAAAUCAGUGGCACAUUUACCAUGGAGACAGAUGACUUACAAGUUCCUCAACACCAUUAUUGACGAUCUCUUUGCCUUUGUCAUCAAAAUGCCGAUCCUACAUCGACUCUCUGUAUUCCGUGAUGAUGUGAUAUUCUUGAUAUACUUAUACCAAAGGUGGGUUUACCCUGUGGACAAGACACGUGUUAACGAGUUCGGUUUUGGAGGUGAGGAUGAAACAGCAGAGAAGAAGUUGAUCACAGAGAAAGAAGAAGAAGACAAGAAAACAAACUAAUAUCUUCUGGUUACACUUUCUAGACCAAUUUUUAUUAUAACAGUGUCAAGUUAUAGUUUCUUAAUUUCUCUGUUUUUUUUCACUUUUGGAAGUUUUGUUGAAUUUUACUGUCAAGUUUUAAGACACAUUAUAAAACAACCCCUUUUGUAUUGCCAUAAAGAAACAAACAUUUUCACGAGAGAA